Molecule: messenger RNA, 375 nt
Organism: Talaromyces amestolkiae
Lineage: Eukaryota; Fungi; Ascomycota; Eurotiomycetes; Eurotiales; Trichocomaceae
Exons: 4
Coding region: 1-375 (124 amino acids)
Biological process (GO): cytoplasmic translation
Cellular component (GO): ribosome
Molecular function (GO): structural constituent of ribosome; RNA binding
Source: RefSeq, a predicted model, not a curated record
AUGGCUCCCACCGCUGCUCGCACCAAGAAGCCUCAGAAGGUCACCAAGAAGUUCAUCAUCAACGCUUCCCAACCGGCCAGCGACAAGAUCUUCGACGUCUCCGCUUUCGAGAAGUUCUUGCACGACCGCAUCAAGGUUGAGGGCCGCGUCGGAAACCUCGGCGACGAUGUCCAGAUCUCCCAGUCUGGUGAUGGAAAGAUUGAGGUUGUUACUCACAUCCCUUUCUCCGGUCGGUAUUUGAAGUACUUGACGAAGAAGUUCCUCAAGAAGCAGCAGCUCCGUGACUGGCUUCGCGUCGUUUCUACCGCCAAGGGUGUCUACGAGCUCCGCUUCUACAACGUCGUUAGCGACGAGGCUGAUGAAGACGAGGAGUAA